Oncorhynchus kisutch (coho salmon) is the source of this 2353-nucleotide messenger RNA. RefSeq names its product peptidyl-prolyl cis-trans isomerase FKBP3-like. The record is from RefSeq and is a predicted model, not a curated record. The coding region runs from base 698 to 1360 and encodes 220 amino acids. NCBI's taxonomy places the organism in Eukaryota, Metazoa, Chordata, Actinopteri, Salmoniformes, Salmonidae. Gene Ontology annotation, molecular function: peptidyl-prolyl cis-trans isomerase activity. The transcript is spliced from 7 exons.
UCUGCAGAAUUUCAUUUAUGGGCCCUAAAAGCACGGAAAUCGUGUCCACUGCUUUUAUACUUCGGAAUUUGGCGAAUUUAGUACGACAUUCUGGAACUUUUGGCAUACUAACUCUAUCCAUGCUAUGACCAAUACGCAUACCAUAUACUCAAUUUACGUCGAGUGGAAAAACAUAGUAAGAUAAGUACCAAAACACUUUGAUAUAAGGGAGGCACAUGGCAAGCAGAUGAGGAAAUUUGGCUAGGGUGGAAGAAAUUAGAAAUGUCUUAAAAAAUGGAAGGUAAAUCAGGAGGAGGCCAGAUCUGGUGGGACCAUUCUAGUAGAUUAGAGGGCAGAUAGACAUGUGAACGAUAGCCACAUCUCUGCUAUAAAGUGUAUAUUUCACAAAGUUACCGGGAUGUCGUUACCAGUACACUCGUAACAACCUAAGUAUUACGAAAUUUAUAUUCGAUCAAAUAAGCCACACCUAGCAAAUAAGUCAUUACAUUUUUUUGUUAACCAAAUUCGACACUGUCAUUGACCUCCAUACAAUAACUUCUCACUUGAUGAGAGAAAAAACGCCACCUGUUGGAGAAGAUCGAUUUUGGGCCCAGCUCCCCCCUUCCUCUCUGACCAAGGCAAAGAAAAACGGUAAAGGCAUCGCGCCUCCCCAAUCCUUACAUAGCGGAGGUGAAAGUUCAGCAGUGCGCCUUGUAAAAUGGCGGCUGAAUUGACCAGAGAGUGGAGCGAUGAACAGCUAAAAAGUGAUGAUCUACCCAAAAAAGACAUUAUUAAGUUCAUUCAGGACAAUGCUGCCCAUUCGUUUCUUGCAGAACACAAGCUGAUGGGAAAUAUCAAGAAUGUUGCAAAAACGGCAAAGAAGGAGCAACUAAUUAUUGCAUACAACGAUUUGUUUGAGAGCAAGAGAUUUUUAGGUUCAGAACCCAUUGAAGAUGUGACGGAGCAUGUGAAAAAUGUGAAGAUCGACGACAAGCCCAAAGAAGUUGUGGAAGUCGUUGAUGAGGGUCCUCCUAAGUUCUUCAAGUCUGUGCUGAAGAAAGGUGACAAGACUAACUUCCCUAAGAAGGGAGACAAUGUGAGCUGUUGGUACACUGGCUCCCUGGAGGAUGGCACAGUGUUCGACACCAACAUCCCUGCAACUGCCAGAAAGAAGAAACAGAGCAAGCCACUGAGCUUCAAAGUUGGCCUGGGCCGGGUCAUCAAAGGGUGGGAUGAAGGUAUCUUAACGAUGAGCAAAGGCGAGACAGCCAAACUGGAGAUUGAACCAGAAUGGGCCUACGGGAAGAAAGGACUUCCUGAUUCAAAAAUCCCACCAAACGCAAAGCUGAUCUUCGAGGUCGAGCUGGUGGCCGUCGAUUAAUGGCAGAAACCUACCCAGCAUGCCCUUCUCUCCGUGGACGGGGAAAACUUGGUAGUCACUAGAUGGCUAUGCUCGAAAGGACAGAAGUGGUUGUAACAUUGAAGGAGUCUGAUAUGUCUUAAUUUACAUUUAAUGGGAUGCUUUGGGAUUUUGGCAGUAAGGCCAUUUAUCUACUUCCCCAGAGUCAGAUUAACUUUUGGAUACCUUUUUUUUUUUUUGUCAGUGUCCAGUAUGAAGGAAGUUAAAUAUAGCAGUGGCUCGAGAAACUAACUAGUUUUGGCACAUUGACUGGAAUUCUAUGGGCGUCUACUAGAAUGUGUUUAACACUAGUUAGCAUUGGCUCAUGAAACUACAUCUUUUUUUUUCACCUUUAUUUAACUAGGUAGGCUAGUUGAGAACAAGUUCUCAUUUGCAACUGCGACCUGGCCAAGAUAAAGCAAAGCAGUUAGACACAACAACAGCGUUAGACAUGGCAUAAACAAACAUACAAUCAAUAAUACAGUAGAAAAAUCUAUAUACAGCAUGUGCAAAUGAGGUAGGAGAAGAGAGGUAAGGCAAUAAAUAGGCCAUGGUGGCAAAGUAAUUACAAUAUAGCAAUUAAACACUGGAAUUGUAGGAUGACUGGACACUGAGUCAUAAAAGUGGUAUCCACCAGUUCAUCUGAUUCAUUGCCAGAAUCCCAAAGUAACCUUUAAGGUUAGUCUGGUUGUUUUGUCUUUUUCUGCUUAAGUUAAGUCCUUUUAUCAUUGUUUUGGCAUAUUGUCUGAAGCAGGAACAGACCAGGGUUAUUUGUGGUGAGUUGAGAAGGUGCCAUGCUUCUGUCCUUUCCAGCAUGGCAAGAUGGUGAUGACCGGACAACACUGUACAGAUGGGGCAUCCUGCCUGACAGUUACACACCGCAGAGGAAAGCCUUCCUGUUUAUUCUUGUUCUUUUGCAUGCAUGUCCUUUUUUAAAGAUUAAUAAACCAAUUUUGGAGACUAAAUUGACACGUA